This is a messenger RNA of Ogataea angusta, 1920 nucleotides long. RefSeq lists its product as uncharacterized. Lineage: Eukaryota; Fungi; Ascomycota; Pichiomycetes; Pichiales; Pichiaceae. Gene Ontology annotation, molecular function: DNA-binding transcription factor activity; transcription cis-regulatory region binding. The record is from RefSeq and is a predicted model, not a curated record. Gene Ontology annotation, cellular component: nucleus. Gene Ontology annotation, biological process: positive regulation of transcription by RNA polymerase II. The coding region runs from base 1 to 1920 and encodes 639 amino acids. The transcript has a single exon.
AUGAACUGCCAGAAGGCGUCGCGCAAGUGUGACUACUCCAUCAAGCUUAUAUGGGGUGGCAGACCGUACAAGAAUCCCCGGGUUGAAAAAUUGAAUCCUGUCGCCGGAUUAUCGCGCACCAUCUUACAGCAGUCAAACCCAAACUCUCAAGGUAAAGUUCGAAUUAAGCAGGAGCCUCAAGAGCUAAACUUGUUUCUUCAACCAGAAUCCGCGGCUCCUACAGUUGCUGAUGGCUCAUCUUCGCAGUCACUUCACGAAAACAUCCGCUCGGUAAGCAAUAUUCUGGACUCCAUGUAUGAUUCUGCAAAUAAGCCGUCACAAAUCUUGGAGAAUUUCGAGCCAUACUUACCCCAGCCGCCUCCUGCUGAUGUUAAUCUUACAGAUAUGGUUGAUGAUUAUUCGGAUGACAUUAUGAAGCUAGAGCUAUUUCAUCCAAGGUUGCAAUCUAAUUUACAUGCCACACCCUUUAUCCAAGAGCGCAAAUGGUCUGGUAGAAUGUCAAAAUGGGACACAGAGGAUCUAGAAGAUGAUGAUGCGUCCUUAGCCAUGAACAGAGAGUUUUCCACCGCAUCCAACACAUACAGUCUUUCACGCACAUAUUCGGAGAGCUCUACCUCAGAAAUCUUGGAGCCGGUUCCACGGGGACUUGUCCCUUUGCCCGAUCUGCUGCUGAACGUUCCCGAUUACUACGAGGCUUUCAACUUUUUCUUCAGCUCCACAGCACAGCUAUUCAUGCCGUUUGGCGACGCCGUGCAAAAGUACAACCCUUUCAAAAAAGUGCUACCUCAGUUGGCGUUCUCCAAUGACGGUUUAUUGGCUGUAACUGUGGCUUACGGAUUGGCACACAAGUCAUAUCUCACAAACCAAAGCGAGCCAGCAGAAUUGCUCGAGCAGUUGCUGAGCAGAUCACUUGGAGAUCUUUUGGAGUUGUUGCAGAACAAAGAAACAUCUACCAGCGACCUCACUUUGACACUCGUUCUUCUAAUCAGCUCUUUUAUGGUGUUCACUUUCAAGCAUAAUUGGGAGGUGCAUCUCAAUGGUGCUAAACAGAUCCUUUUGCUCAGAGGCUACAAAAAACCUUUUGAGAAACUAUUCAAAGAGAGCAAGAAUUUGCAGUCGCAGUGUAUCAGCGGAGAGAUAAAACGUUCAAAGCUGAUAUUUUUUCUCUUGCGAUGGUUUGCUUACAUUGAUGUUCUGGCCCAGUUGGCCUCCCCAUUAGAGCCAACUCCCCAGGAAAUUGAAAAAUACACGGAAAAGCUGAAAAUCACCGAGCUUUGUGCUCAGCCAAGUGACUUUGAUUAUGAAUUCGAGUCCAACGAAGAUGCUGAAUCGCUAAUGUUGGAUGAGUCACAUGCCAAUGUGGACUAUUUCCUGGGCUUUAAUAUCAAAUAUCUUCCCUUGUACAAGAAGACGACUGUGCUCAUCAAGCAAGCAAACCUUCGUGCACUGGUAAAUCCUUCUGCUGGAGUGUUGCCGUCAGUGAUCGAUCUCGCUCUUCAAAUGGCCGGAACCUUUCAAAGGUUAUCCUCGGUGUCUUCCCAAAACCAAGAUACCAUAAUCGCUAUAAACAGGGUAUUCACGUUAUUUGGACUCAACCAAAUUUACCGCAGGGUACUCAAGGUCCCUAAAAGCUCUCCGCUGAUUCAGGACAUGUGCGCAGAAACAAUUUCUAUUAUUGACUUACAUCUACUUGAUGACUCACCAAAUCAGAUAAGCAUCUUUCUUCCGGUUUUUGUUUCUGGAUGCGAUUCCAGCAACGAAGAACUUCGUUUCCGCCACCUGAGACGGAUGACAACUAUAGCUCAUACCGGCUCGCCCUCGGCACAAUUUGCCGUGGACCUUAUGACCCAGUGCUGGGAGCGCGACCAGGACUGGUGGCAUGUGAUGCAGAAAGAGGACAAAAAACAUCUGUUUUUCUAG